AUGAGGAAUCUUCAACAAGAAUUCCAUGCAUAUCAUGGUAUCAUUCUUGGUGUCAGGGAGCAUGUUUUUACAGAAAGUGUUUCUUCUUUAGCAUCAUUCUUGUCCAAUCAUGAAACUACUUUUGUAACUCUUGGACAACGUGUUCUUGCAAGUCCUCUAAAGGUUCGCAUGCAUGAUGGAUAUCCUGAUGCGUUUGAUAGAGUGGUCCAUAUAACUCAAGGUGGUAUUAGUAAAGAUAUUUACGCAGGAUGUAAAGGGACGAGAUGUUGGGCUGAAUCAGAUUGCUCUGCAUUCAAUCUAGAGCUGAUUGCCAAAUUUCUCAACAACACUGCUCUAAAUACAGCCUUGAUUACACAGUUUUUGUUCCAGAUUUGUGUAUUUACUGUUUUACCCAUGGUUUUGGGUUUCAUCUUAGAAUUGGCAUUCUUAAGGAUCUAUCUUUUAGACAUCCACAUAUUUUACAUUAAUAUAUUUUUUGUUGUUGGUUUCUUGCUUGGAGCUAGAGACUGUCUUGGUGAGAUUAGGUCUUUGAGUUCUGUCCACAAAAACAUUGAGAGGAAUUCUCUUAAGGUAAUUAAUCAGGUUCUUGUAAAAGAGAAGUUUGAUGCUGCUAGAUAUUAA
This is a messenger RNA of Lactuca virosa, 621 nucleotides long. The record is from the annotation of a GenBank genome assembly. Lineage: Eukaryota; Viridiplantae; Streptophyta; Magnoliopsida; Asterales; Asteraceae.